Pimephales promelas (fathead minnow) is the source of this 2416-nucleotide messenger RNA. It is a transcript of the gene pde12, whose product is annotated as phosphodiesterase 12. The record is from RefSeq and is a predicted model, not a curated record. Gene Ontology annotation, molecular function: 3'-5'-RNA exonuclease activity. Gene Ontology annotation, cellular component: mitochondrion. Gene Ontology annotation, biological process: nuclear-transcribed mRNA catabolic process, deadenylation-dependent decay. NCBI's taxonomy places the organism in Eukaryota, Metazoa, Chordata, Actinopteri, Cypriniformes, Leuciscidae.
UAUUAUAAUAUUGACAUCAGGGGUUUCGUUACGAAUCGUUUUUCGAGGACACAGCACGUUAAUCGUGAUAUAGUUUAUUAAAAUAUAAUAAAGGAUUUGAUUACAGUGGAAUUAAAAAGAACAUUUAAUCCAUACCUUAAAACGUGUCGAAUCUAGUGUUCUGAAUCAUCAGAAAGCUUUUCGAUCACGGAAGCCACGGUAGUUUCUCGCAGCAAGGUCCUCAUGUUGAGUCGCGUGUCAUUUGCAAGUAAAUUAUUACUUUUUCGUUAUAUUCCCCCCUUUUCAAUCCCAACCCAUAGAAAUCUCUUUACCGCCCGGUUUGUCAUGACUAUGGAGAGAUGCGUAGUUAGAUGUUUGCCGUGUGAGUCCAAACUGACCAUCUCGUUUACUCUCGACGGCAGUAAUAAACAGAUGCUGCGCGAGCAAACAGAACCGUUAGGGAAAGUUCUGUCUCGAAUAGCGUCCGGCGUCAUCAAAACACGAAGCAAAGCGAGUAGAUUAAAGAAAAACAACGGGAAAAGUGAGACUCCGGAAGUGGAUAAACCCCAAAUCAGUCUGUGUGUAAAUGGAGAUCACGUGUCCGUGGAGACCGUGAACUCUGAUGCUUGGUUGGAUGGGGCUGUGCUUCAUGUGGGGGAUUUGAAGUACAAAGUGGAACGAAACCCUCCAACAUUCACUGUAUCCGAGCUGCCAUCGUCUCUAAUGUCCGGCUUUCCAGUUUGUCCCAAGCUGGAGAUAGAGUUUGGAGAUCUCAAGGACUGUAAGUUCAUAUGGCUCAAGGAAAGCUCACCCAAUGCCCAAAUGAGAGGAGAUCCAGACUGCUGGAGGGAGGCAGGACAUGAACGUGUGUUUACACCAUCUAAUCAGGACAUUGGUUUAAGGGUGAUGUUGAAAUGCACACCAGGGAAUGGAUCCAAAUUUGGGGGACCCAAGGAGCUGGUGUCUUCAGGUGCAGUAGAAGCCGGUCCAGGAACGUGUACCUUUGAUAACAGGCACAUUUACACUCAGAAACUCACAGAUGAUUCUUCACUGAGGGUUGUGUCUUAUAACAUCCUUGCUGACGUCUACGCUCAAACUGAUCUGUCCAAAACGGUGUUGUACCCUUACUGUGCACCAUACGCCUUAGAAAUGGACUACAGGCAGAAUCUGAUCAAGAAGGAGCUGUCGGGGUACAACGCUGAUCUAAUUUGCCUCCAGGAGGUGGAUAAGAGUGUUUUUUUAGAUAGUUUAUCUCCUGCGUUGGAUGCUUUUGGGUUUGAAGGGGUUUUCAAAAUCAAGGAAAGACAGUAUGAAGGUCUGGCGACGUAUUUUAGAAGGUCAAAGUUGAAGUUGCUGGAGCAGUAUGAUGUUGUGCUGAGCGGGGCCUUGGCGGCAGAUCCUCUUCAUAGGGAACUGUUGGAGAAAGUGUCCACCAAUCCCAUCUUGAAAGAGAAGAUCGAAACCAGGUCAACGGUGUUGCAGGUGACCAUUCUGCAGUCGUUAUGCGACCCAUCAAGGAUAUUGUGUGUUGGAAACACACACCUGUACUGGCACCCUAAAGGAGGAAACAUUCGACUGGUCCAGAUGGCUGUGGCCCUGAAGUACAUGAAGCAGGUGGUGACGGAGAAGCAUCCCGGAGCCAGGCUUAUAUUCGCGGGGGAUUUCAACAGCACGCCCUCCUCCGGCCUCUUCCAGCUCGUCUGUCAGGGAUCCGUCUCGGAGAAUCAUGACGACUGGGCCUCCAAUGGCCCAGAAGAGCAGAUCCAGGCGGGACUCACUAACCCGUUCCAGCUGGCCAGCGCUUGUGGGGUCCCGGCCUACACCAACUACGUAGGGGGCUUCCAGGGGUGUCUGGACUAUAUAUUUGUGGAGCCGCAUGUGCUACAGGUGGAACAGGUCAUUCCUCUGCCCAGUCACGAGGAGGUCACGACCUCUCUGGCCCUGCCGAGCGUCUCGCACCCGUCUGAUCACAUCGCGCAGGUGUGUGACCUCAAGUGGAGAACAACUGACUAACAUUUGCUUCAAAUAUGUCCAUGCACAUCAAUCAUCACGUUACUUGGACCAUAUUAUAACUAACAAAAAAAAUUGAGCUUUUAAACGAUCAGAUUUUCAUUUCAGCAUUGUAUUUGUAUAUAUAUCAUAUAUAGGUUCAUUCUCACUUGUACAAUUUAAUAUUUAUGAUGAGGAUGAAUUAUUGUGUGACAUUUAUCAAAUGACUAUUGACUCCUACUUGGCGAUAUUAAAAGCUGCAUUUAAAAUAUGAUUGUUUUUAAAUUCUUUUGCUUUUCAAACUGGAAGAAUGAAAAUGGUUCAGAAAAAUAACCAAAUUCUCUUGAAUAGAAGCACUGAAUACUAUUGUUUUCAGUGAUGCACAAUGUUAGCAUCAAGAAAAUAGUUUGGUUUCAAGACUCUGUAAAGUACGGAGGCGUAUUUCAUU